GCAAUUUGAGAGGGGGCGAAAGAAACGAGCGGAAGUUCCUGUCUUGGGGCACGCCCUCACCGGAAGUCCUUUGGAGUGGGCCGGGAGAAUACUUCCGGUGCAGUAUGAGACGCCGACUGAAAAUCGUUUUCGGUGGUGGUUGGUGAAGUGUUUUUUUGGCUCCCAGGCGGCGAUGGCGUUAGAGACGGUUCCCAAGGAUUUGCGGCAUCUGCGAGCUUGUCUUCUUUGUUCUUUGGUCAAGACUAUAGACCAAUUUGAGUAUGAUGGCUGUGAUAAUUGUGACUCAUACCUACAGAUGAAAGGUAACCGAGAGAUGGUAUAUGACUGCACAAGUUCUUCUUUUGAUGGGAUCAUUGCGAUGAUGAGUCCGGAAGACAGCUGGGUCUCUAAAUGGCAGCGAGUUAGUACCUUCAAGCCUGGAGUUUAUGCAGUGUCUGUCACUGGCCGUCUGCCUCAAGGAAUUGUUCGGGAACUGAAGAGCCGAGGCGUGGUUUACAAAUCCAGAGACACAGCAAUAAAGACCUAGUGAGCCCAAGGACGUCCAACCCUCUUUGCUCCAAAAACCUAUUAGUUUGAGGGGUUUUUUUUGUUUUUGGCCUGGAGAACUGAAAGAAUAUUACUCAUUUUCAUUACUCUCCAUUCUUCAGCAUUUGAGGGAUGCCAAGAGCAAUAAUAUGGCUGAUUUCAAGAACAUUGGAUUUUGGGUUGUUGAAAGAGGGUUGGAUUCAUAAGAUUUUGGAAAUGUCUAGGCAGGGUAUACUAUUUAUUCCAUCAUGAGUUCCAGACUGUUGGAUUAUGUGUGGUUCAGAGGAUAAUAAAUGUGAACUGUUUCAGUCAGAA
This is a messenger RNA of Sarcophilus harrisii (Tasmanian devil), 840 nucleotides long. RefSeq names its product SPT4 homolog, DSIF elongation factor subunit (gene SUPT4H1). Gene Ontology annotation, cellular component: DSIF complex; nucleus. The record is from RefSeq and is a predicted model, not a curated record. Gene Ontology annotation, biological process: regulation of transcription elongation by RNA polymerase II; mRNA processing; positive regulation of DNA-templated transcription, elongation. Gene Ontology annotation, molecular function: RNA polymerase II complex binding; zinc ion binding. Lineage: Eukaryota; Metazoa; Chordata; Mammalia; Dasyuromorphia; Dasyuridae. The transcript has 5 exons. The coding region runs from base 173 to 526 and encodes 117 amino acids.